Messenger RNA from Vicia faba (fava bean), 702 nucleotides. Lineage: Eukaryota; Viridiplantae; Streptophyta; Magnoliopsida; Fabales; Fabaceae. The record is from the annotation of a GenBank genome assembly.
AUGACGGUCAAACUCUUCAAUUAUUUUGGAAAUGAGAAUCAUAAUCUGGCUUUUUCAUCCACAAGCAAUAUUCCUAUACAAGAACCCACAACAUUCACUUCAACUCCAGAUGUUAACAUUGAGAGUGAUUACUCUGGUGAUGAGACGGUAAUAGAUGAUUCUCUCAGUGAUAGCUCAUGUGAAUUCAAUGCCGCAGAUGCAAAUUAUGACUCAAGUUCCAGCUAUGAUGACGAAGAUGUCUAUGACUCCAAUUCUACAUCAUUUUAUUCUUUAAAUAUUGGUUAUUCUGAUAUUGGUGAUCCUAUAGUUGAAUGCACACAAUGUGGGGCACUUAUGUGGUAUCAAGAAAAAACUGACAAGCGAAAACAGAGUGCAGUUCCUAAGUUUCAACUAUGUUGUGGAAAGGGGAAAGUUGUGUUGCCACUUCUGAAAACACCACCACUAUUACUACAACGUCUUUUGUUUGAUAAUAGUGAGAUAGACAGUCGAAAUUAUCAACAAUUUUGUAGAAUGUACAACAUGAUGUUUGCUUUUACGUCUCCGGGAAUGAAAUUCGACAACAGAUUUUUAGCUGGAAGUGGACCACCUAACAUAAGAAUUCAUGGACAGACUUGCCAUCGAAUUGGGAGCAUGUUACCUUUAACUGGACAAUCUCCAAAAUUUGCUCAACUGUAUGUUUACGACACCGACAAUGAGAUUUAA